UUGGCAAAAUGGUUAUGGUAUGCUUAGGUCUGAACUGUCACUGAGACCAGAUGGAACCUCUGGACCCUGAUCGCAUAUUCUGCCUAAUAAAUUUUUACUGUCAGUUGUUUGAAAAGGUUUUACCGCCAUAUUAGUUAGCUAGAGCACAUCUUCAUAAUCACAGGUGGAUCUAGACUUAUACUAGUAUGUAGGGUGCAUAUGUGUAGCAGUGUGAAAGUGUGGAUCUUUGCGCAACAUUUCAUAGGGUCUGUUCCUGUCAUUUACAAUUUGUUGUGCUUUUAUUUAUGUUCUUCUACUUAGUUUUUGCUAAUUCUAUUGCACUCAUUGCAUAGCUGGUGGCUUUUAUGUUGUCCGGAACCUUCCAGCUUACAAUAAAAUCAACUUGUGCAUAUCAUGCUAACGUUGUAUCAUGCGCAAGUGGCAGGGGUUAAAGUACGCACAAAUUUCCACGAGUUCUUGUCUGUUGUUGCUACUACCAUCUAAUACUGGUUGUUGGUUCAGUAUGACGCACACAAGUUGGUAUUGGUCCAUCGGCUUCUCUAGUCUAGAUUACAAUAGUCAUAACAGCUGCCCUAUUUACUAACAUGACAGGACACCAGCGUCAGUUCUCACUAAUCAAUUGUUCCUCCAGGUAUGCAUAUCACUUUUUCACAACUUACAUAUUACAGUAGAAGAGGUUAUGGAUAAUGAUAUUCUGCAAAUAAGAUGUCUGCUGAAAAAGUGACUGUUUUGUAAGGACCUUUAUGCACAGUCAUAUCAAGGUUAUGCAUAAUAUCAUGGCAGUCUGUCUGAGAGUAGAUUUUUAAGUGCCUUAUGUGCCAUCCGUACUAAUAUCCUGCAGUGCAUGUCUUUAUAAUAGAUGUAUUUGAGAAGAGGUAUUUGCAUUGGAAUCACAUGUACUUUUCCAAACCCAUAGGAUUACUAUAUUUUGAAAAAUCACUUUAUCUGUAUGGUUGCAAAUCUACUAGUUGUAGUUAUUGUUGGUAUGUAAUCCUGUGCUGGAAAUUUCAACAGUCCAGGACCCUCUAAAUUUAAUGAAAAUAAUUUCCACCUAUGCCUGCAAUCUUUAAGCUGAUUGCAAAUUAAUGCCACCUAUCAAAUCGCCAUAGCUUCAAAGAAGCAGACUAGCAGUGUCUGAUUUCAUGAUUUGUGUUAUUUAGCAAUUUCAUCGUGAUAACAGUUGUUAAUUGGCCUUUAUUUGAAACUGCAGUUAAAUCUCUAGCUAUAUGCCACUGAAACAAUGUGAACUUAUUCAUUGUUCCAUUGACAAGUUUGGUUCAGGCCAACAUGUUAGUCAGACAGUGAGUGACACAGAAGGGACGCGGUAAACAACAGCUUCCCAGCAGAUCGUCCAAGCUUUCCUUCACAGGAAGCAACCAAGGUGAUAAACAAGAUGGUACAAUCUUCCACUGGCACGAGAGGUUGAUCUGGUCUGAAAAGCCAUGUGCAGAUGGAAGAACCUGUACCACAAUCUUGAAUAAUGCAAUGUUACAUAGUUAUUUCGAUGGGGUCAUGGAUGUCCUUAGUUCCUUCGCAGUGAGGCUGAAUAAUGCUUCUUGUCAUGAAAUAGUUCCGGUAUCCUUCUUCCCGCCCUCUCUUUGCAGUACUUCAGUUGAGCUCCUCUGCACUCAGCUGUCAGCUCCUGGCUUCCGAAAGGCAGCAGCAUAUUACGGGCCUACUCCAAUGGGGCGAUCGCUAUGCUGUGACAAGGUCGGCCUAAAGAAAGGUCCAUGGACGCCGGAGGAGGACGAGAAGCUUCUUGCCCACAUCGAGGAGCAUGGGCACGGGAGCUGGCGUGCAUUGCCCUCCAAGGCCGGUUUGCAGAGGUGCGGCAAGAGCUGCAGACUGAGAUGGACCAACUACCUGCGGCCGGACAUCAAGAGGGGCAAGUUCAGCUUGCAGGAAGAACAGACCAUCAUCCAGCUUCAUGCUCUUCUCGGCAACAGGUGGUCUGCCAUCGCGACGCACCUGUCGAGGCGCACCGACAACGAGAUCAAGAACUACUGGAACACCCACCUCAAGAAGAGGCUGGCCAAGAUGGGGAUCGACCCCGUCACCCACAAGGCCGCCAGCGGAGCUCCCGUGGGCACCGCAGACGACGUCAGAUCAGCCAAGGCCGCGGCGAGCCUGAGCCACAUGGCCCAGUGGGAGAGCGCCCGGCUCGAGGCCGAGGGGCGCCUGGCUCGAGAAUCCACGAUGCGCGCAGCAGCCUCCAGGCCAACCUCAGUCCCUCUGCACCCAAUAAACCUGCCAGAGCCUGCCGCCUCCCCGUGCCUCGGCCUGCUGCAGCCAUGGCAGGGCGCCGCGAAGCUCGACCUGGAGUCACCCACCUCCACGCUGACGUUCAUCGGUAACAAUAACAGCGUCAGCCUUGGGAUAUCCGAGAGCGACCCCACGACGUGGAGGUUGAGAGGCGAUGAUCCGGAGCGCGAAGAGGACAGUGCGCGCAGGUUCCUCCGCCAGCAGCAGAUGCAAGGGCUGGAAGGCGCGGAGAGGGGAGACGAGCACAUCAUUGGCUGCGGUGAGGAGCCGUGGUUCCAAGAAACCGUUGGCGUCGGGGCCGGCCUCACAGACGUGCUGCUCGCUGGAUCUGGUGUCGGUGCGCACGGUGCACUGGAGUGCUGGGGCGAGUCCGGCAAUGGCCAGGCCGAGCACGGCGGCCUGGUCUCGGGCGACGGAGAGAGCAGCAGCAGCUACUGGAGCGGCAUCCUCGGCAUGGUGGUCAGCUCGGAGCCGCCAUUUCUCUAGGGCGGGGCGGGGCGGGGUCCCUCCCUUCUAGGCUGCACAUUUUCCUCCUUCUUCUUCGGUCAGAACUUGCGCCAAAAUCCACUGAAUCGUCUGCUGUGACUGUGAGGAUGCAGUAAAUAAACUCUGUAUUACGGAGUAAGUAAAAAAGGAUCAAGACGAGUGCGUGUUGAACAAUAAGUCAUGCAGGACCGACGACAGUGUAGUUAAUGGCGCACGGACUUUACAGUUGGUUGGUUGGUUGAAUGCCCGAGCUGCCGUGUUUCCCUUUGCCUUGAUCCGGAUCAAAACCCAGAAUGAUUGACCGGUACUGCUCAUGCUCAGAUCGAAGCUUCGGUCCCCGUCAGAGACCUGCCUGGCUGCUGUGGACCUUUGUUUUGGCAUAAAUGAGGGAAUUUUCACAGUGAUUCAA
Triticum dicoccoides is the source of this 3157-nucleotide messenger RNA. Its product is annotated as transcription factor MYB106-like. The record is from RefSeq and is a predicted model, not a curated record. NCBI's taxonomy places the organism in Eukaryota, Viridiplantae, Streptophyta, Magnoliopsida, Poales, Poaceae. The coding region runs from base 1486 to 2748 and encodes 420 amino acids. The transcript has 5 exons.